Aspergillus ochraceoroseus IBT 24754 is the source of this 1157-nucleotide messenger RNA. RefSeq names its product SDR family NAD(P)-dependent oxidoreductase. The coding region runs from base 298 to 1113 and encodes 271 amino acids. The transcript is spliced from 2 exons. The record is from RefSeq and is a predicted model, not a curated record. NCBI's taxonomy places the organism in Eukaryota, Fungi, Ascomycota, Eurotiomycetes, Eurotiales, Aspergillaceae. Gene Ontology annotation, molecular function: oxidoreductase activity.
AUGGUUCUAUUUGUCAUGCAUGUCACGGAAGAUCAGGUCGUCGUCCAGAAUGCCGCUCAGUGGAAGUUCAAUGUGGAGAUCGUGACCGACCGACCGACCGGCUUCCGGCGCGCGGAAUGCGUCAAAGUGCUUCGGAAACCAAGGAAACCCGACAGUAAAAAAGGCCAGAGAGCUCAUAAAUUGAAAUACAAAGCCUGGAGUAGGAGACUCGGUCCCUUGUGUCCACUGAUUUCUGACCAGCUCCGUCUUUCAUGAACUCCCAAACAUCGCUGCCACGCCAGAACGCAAUCCACCAUCAUGACAAUGUCAACCCCUCAAACAAUGCUGGGGAAAACCGCGAUCAUCUCCGGCUCAUCAGCGGGUAUCGGCGCUGCCAUCGCCAUCGAGCUCUCGGCACGGGGUGCGAAUAUCGUUCUCAAUUAUCCAUUUCCCUCGCUGAGGGAAGAAUGUGAAGCGGUAGGGGCGAAGCUCCAGACCCCGUGGAUAGCGGUAUGUGCCGAUUUAGGUACCAUUGAAGGGCCCCGCGAACUGGUCGCCCAGGCCGUGGCGCGCUUCGGAGUCAUCCAUAUCCUUGUGAAUAACGCCGGGGUUGUCCCGAAUGCGCCAACUUGGGAAGUCGACCCCAGGUCCUGGAACCAAACGAUGGAUAUUAAUGCCAGGGGCACAUUCCUGCUUACCCAGGCUGUAUUGCCUCACCUGCCGCCUUAUAAGCCUUCGUCCCCUCCCGCUACCUCGGGCGUGACGAACGGAUCUCGUAUUAUUUGUAUUGGCUCGGGACAAAGUCGGAUGGCCCAGCCCGAUUGCAUUGUUUAUGCGGCAACCAAGGGGGCUAUGGAUAGUAUGAUCAAGAACUGGGCCAAGGAACUGCCGCCGAAAUAUGGAUGUACUGUAAACGGCGUGGCACCGGGGCCAGUCAUCACCCAGAAGUUCAUCGAUUCAGUGGGGGAUUCUCUUCCGGAUGUUCUCCAGUCGUUUGAAAAGGAUGUGCCUUGUGAGGGUUCUGUGGCCGAACCGGAGGAUAUUGCCUGGACAGUAGCCUGGCUGGCGGAAGACAGGUCGAAGUGGGUGAAUGGCGAAUACAUCAUGGUCAACGGGGGGCUCUGUAUGGUCUAGAUAUCCCUGAAUCUUACAAAUAGCUUCCUGAUGUUUAAAACUGC